This is a messenger RNA of Salvia hispanica, 1441 nucleotides long. RefSeq names its product ribosomal protein L20 (gene GCD1). The record is from RefSeq and is a predicted model, not a curated record. Lineage: Eukaryota; Viridiplantae; Streptophyta; Magnoliopsida; Lamiales; Lamiaceae.
CAAAUUCCCAAAUCCCAAAACCUUGAAUCGAGCCUCCAUUAAAGCUGUAUCUCCUCCGCCCUCUCUCUUUCUCUCUCAACAAAAUGCGAGGCCUUCUUCGCACAUUCGCGCAGCUCUCCAUCAAUGCCAACACUAAGACAUCGCAGCUUUACAAUCCACGCCCGCUGCUCACUUUUCAGAACCCCUUUUCCACUCAAGGCGGCGGUGGUGGCGAUAAAGAUGCGGAUUGGACGCUCCAUUUCGGCGGAGCCGGGUCUUCUAGCCCCGACCCUAUGAGCUGGGAUGAGGGCUCCUCGUCCUGGUCCACUGGUCUUACCAAGGAACAUUUUGACGGUGAAGUUGUGGGGAAGAAGGUGGGUGCUCCGGAUCCUACCGAUUCCCAGCCCCGCGCUCGCCCAUCGGGCCGGACUCAGCGCCCGGCUUAUUCGGAUGCAAGGUGGACGGAUGAUGAACUCGUGAGAAUGAGGGAAUUGGAGGCCGCGAACCGUUGGGGUAAAGGAUUUGUUGAUAGCUGGGAUAAUAAAAUGCACGAGACGACCAUGUUGCUGAAGCAGGUGCGGGAGCCUGGAGCCAGGGGGUCGUACUUGAAGGAUUCUGAGAAGGCAGAAAUGUACAAAAAGCAUAAGGAGAAUCCAGAGGAGUAUACUGUGGAAAGGUUAGCAAAGGAAUACAAGAUUAUGAGGCAGAGGGUGCACGCAAUAUUGUGGCUGAAGGAACUUGAAGAGGAAGAGGAGAAGAAGCACGGGCCACUGGAUGACUCUGUCGAGAUGUUGCUUGAUACUUGUCCCGAGUUUUUUGUCUCUCAUGACAGAGAAUUCCAUGUUGCUUCCCUGCCAUAUAAACCAGACUUCAGGGUCAUGCCAGAGGGUUGGGAUGGCACCACCCGGGACCCUGAUGAGGUCCUCUAUGAGAUAUCAAUGAAAGAGGAUGAGAUGUUGUACCAAGAAUUUGUUCAGAAGAUGAAUUUCAACAAAAUGAAGUUGGCGAAGAAGGUGAAAUGCCACAAAUACAGCAGGAGACGCCCAUCUGAAGGUUGGAAUUUUACGGUGGAGAAGCUAGGUUCACGAAGCAAGCGUGGAAACGGGGGUGGCUGGAAAUUCAUUAGUCAAGCUGAUGGCUCCAGCAGGCCUCUAAAUGAUGACGAGAAAAUGUUUGUGAAAAGGGAGACUCCUCAGAGGCGCCGGAAGAUCCUCCCAUGAUAGGCAACAAAUAAGUACAAUUGACUAGACUUUUUUAGCCUGGAUCUCUUGUGGUUCUUACAUGCUUUACACUGGAUUGAGGCAUCCUUCAUAUUUUUAGGUUUCCUUAUAGAAGACGAGCAAUCUUAGAAAUGAACAUCGACAAGUGCUUUGAUAAAAGUGUCUAUUUUGUGCUGCUUCUCUGUAUUGAUGAAGCUCGAAAAUUUGCAACGCAUUUGUCAAUCGAUGCAUUUUGAGAUCUA